This is a messenger RNA of Neomonachus schauinslandi (Hawaiian monk seal), 2290 nucleotides long. RefSeq names its product Myb/SANT DNA binding domain containing 2 (gene MSANTD2). Lineage: Eukaryota; Metazoa; Chordata; Mammalia; Carnivora; Phocidae. The transcript is spliced from 4 exons. The coding region runs from base 15 to 1694 and encodes 559 amino acids. The record is from RefSeq and is a predicted model, not a curated record.
CGGCCGCUUGGAAGAUGGCUGCGCCCUGUGGCUCGGAGCUGCCCGCCAACUCGCCGCUAAAAAUCCCGAAGAUGGAGGUGCUCUCCCCGGCUUCUCCUGGUGGCCUGAGCGACGGAAAUCCAUCGCUGUCCGACCCUUCCACGCCUCGGGGUGCCUCCCCGCUCGGGCCGGGCAGUGCGGCGGGCUCAGGGGCAGCGGCGUCCGGGGGUCUCGGGCUGGGGCUGGGGGGCCGCAGCGCCGCCUCGUCCUCGGUCUCCUUCUCCCCUGGUGGCGGCGGUGGCGGGGCUGCGGCAGCCGCCGCCGCCGCCUGCCGGGGCAUGUCGUGGACGCCGGCCGAGACGAACGCGCUCAUCGCAGUGUGGGGCAACGAGCGGCUGGUGGAAGCGCGGUACCAGCAGCUGGAGGGAGCCGGCACGGUGUUCGGCAGCAAGGCCCCUGGGCCAGCCAUGUACGAGCGCGUGUCCCGGGCCCUGGCCGAGCUGGGCUACGAGCGGACCCCGUCCCAGUGCCGGGAGCGCAUCAAGACCCUUCGCAGGUGUUACAGUCGGGUGAAAGAACAUGGUGUUGGGAAAAGAAAGAGCAGUUACACAUUUGAACAGUUGGAACAGGUGUUUGGUCAGGGAGGAUGGGAUGCUCAGCCCUGCCAGCCUGUACUUAUUAACAGUAGUGGCUUGUACCAGGAGCUGGGGUCAGAUGGCAGCGCUAUGGAGGAGUAUCCACAGGAGGACUGGGGAAACCACAGUCAGGAUCUCCAUGGCUAUCCAACAGAUCAGGAAUUGGAUGAAAUACCUGUCACAAAGAGAACAUUAAAAAUAAAACAAGAGUCUUCUGAAGAAGCACAGAAGAGAGACAUCAUGCAAAAUAUUGUACAGAUUUUGGAAUCAGUACAAUUGAAGUGGGAACUGUUUCAGAGCUGGACGGACUUUUCAAGGCUUCAUCUUUCUAACAAACUGGCCAUUUUUGGAAUUGGUUAUAACACCCGUUGGAAAGAGGAUAUCCGUUACCAUUAUGCUGAGAUCAGCUCCCAGGUGCCCCUUGGCAAGCGACUGCGGGAGUACUUCAACUCCGAGAAGCCUGAGGGACGGAUCAUUAUGACCCGCGUGCAGAAAAUGAACUGGAAAAAUGUUUACUACAAGUUUUUAGAGAUCACCAUCAGUGAAGCUAGGUGCCUGGAGCUGCACAUGGAAAUUGACUGGAUACCCAUUGCCCAUUCCAAACCAACUGGUGGGAACGUGGUUCAGUAUUUAUUACCAGGAGGCAUUCCCAAAAGUCCAGGCCUUUAUGCCAUUGGCUACGAAGAAUGUAUGGAGAGGCCCCCCUCGCCACACCUGGAGCGACGUUCUCUGGACCCAGGAAAGGAGGGCCGGGUUGACUUGGAGACCCUCUCGGCACAAGCCUCAUUACAGGUGGAAAUUGAACCCACCCGAAUAAUCUAUUGCUACCUCGGGAUUGCUGAGGUCAGGACUCUCCAGCAAUGCUUAUUUUUACAUUUCCAGGCAAAUACCAAAACCUUCAGCAAAGAUUGGGUUGGUAUUAAUGGGUUUUUGUCUCAGAACUGUCUUGUGGAUCCCGGGGUUUCCCCCAAAUCCAUCUAUAUCAAAUUCGUAGAAGUAGAGAGGGAUUUUCUUUCCGCUGGCUCUUUAGUUGAGUGCCUGGAAAAAGCCAUUGGAUACCCCUUAAAAUUUAACAACUGAAUGUCAUCCUUCAUAAGGAUUUGGGCUCUCACCUCCCUCUUCUCUACUCACUUUGCAUUAGACUGCCCCUCAUCCAGAUGCUGCCAUCAACUUCACGGAAACUCUUUCCACAAUCGGGCCAGUACAACUUCAACGGAAUCACACUAGACUUUGGGCAGAAAAAACAGGCCUCACCUGAAAAUGCUCAUUUUGAGCAAGCAAGAUAUACAGCGAACUUGCAUGGUGGGUCAGCUGUUCCUUUUUUAAAAACAAAAAGACGAUUUUUAAAUGGAUUUUAGAGCCCUAAUAUAAACCAAUGUAGGUACAUUCCAUAUUGGACAAAACUUAUACUUUGAGUUUCAUAUGAAAUUGAAAAAUUGUAUUUUUUUCACAAUGUUUCAUUUUUACACAUCUCUAUGUCUCUAUAUAAGUAUUAUUUACAACCCUGAAUAAAUAAGCAAUAGAUAAUGGCAAGUUAAAUCUUGAGUCACAGUAAAAAUAAGACUGUUUUUCAAUAUCACCCUUAGCUACUAUUGUAUAUAAUUUAGAGUUUCAUUUUUUUCACCAACCAAGUGUUUUGCUAUUCCCAAUCAGUGUUGCCUGCAAAGACCUUUGUU